UUUCGUAGCGAAUAUAUGGCUACUGGGGUCAUUACAAAAAACCCUCCCAACCCUACAGGUACAAAUGUGCAGGUAUAGGAUCGGUUGGCAACCUCCCACAUACCACCCACGCCACCUACAUAGUGCUCCUGGCACACAGAGAAGUGCCAGCCCUUUGUGCUUGGACUUUAUUGCCCCGUCCCCAGCCCUGGGCGGAAAAUACAGCGCCUGGGGUGCACGCAGUCAGGAAAUGAGGGCCAGAAGGGUACUGCCUGCCAGCCCAGGACUUCUGGGUUCAAUUGCAGCUGUCUUCUUUUGACCCUGCGGCUGUCAUCCUGUUGUUCACCGCCACCUGAGAGUCUCUUACCGCAGAGAUGUCAACAGAAGGGGAGCCAAGCAGCCUUAUCAAAAUCAUCCAUCUUUUUCUACUCUCCACAGCCUGGGGGAUGCAGAUAUGGGUGACCUUUAUUGCAGGGUUUGUUCUCUUUCGAGGUGUGAACCGACACACCUUUGGCCUGGUACAAAGCAAGCUGUUUCCCUUCUAUUUCUACACCCUGCUUAGCUGCACUUUCUUGAACCUUGCCAUCUUUGCUACAUACCACCCUCGGGAACUACUCAGUGCCAGGGAAACCAUCGAGAUUGUGCUGUUUUUCAUUUGCCUCAUCUUGGCUGCUGUGAAUGCUUCCUGGCUGUCCCAAGUCACCACCAAGACAAUGUUCAAGAUGCAGGAGAUAGAAAGGGAACAUGGGCUUGGGGAGGAAGUGGGAUUAUCAGCUGAGCGGGAGGCUUACAAGCUUCUGAAGGAGAAGGAUGCCAAAUAUCGGAGCCUGCGUCAGAAGUUCUUCAAGUUCCAUGGCCUGUCCUCUGUCUGCAAUCUGGCUUGUGUCAUCUCUACUGGUGUGAAUUUGGCAUGCAUAGCGCUGCACCUGAAUAGCCUGUAAACUACAGGAGGUACUCUAUGCCUCUGUUCCCAUUCUCUUCAGUGUUUGCUACAGGAUUUAUUUUCUAAGACAUAAACUUUCUUUUGAAGCAUUGAUUGCAGCCUGGAUUCUGAGCUAUGCUACUUGACCACAUGGAGGAGGAGUUUGGCAGUGGCCAGAAAUCAAUUCCUUGAAGUGAAUGGUUGUGAGGAAACUCCCCAGCAAGGGAUGGUGCGUUGAGAGGUAGAUGAAAACCUCUUUAGUCAUAUUCCUCAGUGCCCAGCCAUCUUGUUUUGGAUACUUUUGCAUAAAUAAUUUCUAUCUCUACAUCUUAGGUUCAAUUUGCCUAGGAACCAUUUUAAACAAUACAGAAUUAUAGGAAUACCCCUAAAUAGAAACAACUAAAAUGUCAGCUCAUACUUGCUCCAACCACUGCGCUCCUUUAUAAACUGAAAACGUUCAGCUCUGCUUCUGAUAAACCUUUGUCAGGCCUCCAAAAUGGGUCCAGAGACCCAGAAUAGAUUCCAGGAACAUCUCCAUACAAGCUGUUCAUGCACAUACUUGACACAUGCAGGACACUCUCUAAAGCAGAGCUAGUCUGUUAUCUCUCCCACUCCCCACAGGCCAAGUUUGACCUGUCAUAAUGACAUCAGGUGACCCUUUUGUGCCCACACAAUUUGAAAUCAAACUAUACGAGCAAAUGCACAGCUCACAAGGUGCCAACGACAUUACAAAUCACUCAGCAAAAUCCAGCAAUCAGCUGAUAGUUGGGUUUUGCAUAGUGCGUUGCAAAGGGCAUCUCAAGAUCCAACAAUCAGCUGAUCAGUGGGUCUUGCAAAGCUCUUUGCAGGCACUGCCAGUCAAUUAAUCAGCAGUGCUUGCAAAUCCAUUUGGCUGCCCCUUACCUAACAUCCUGUAUGACAGCAGGUGUAGGGCAGGUGUUUGUGGCUUGGUUGAAAUGAGCCAAAUGAGGUCUGGCUGGUCAGAUUAAGUUCUCAGGCCAGAGGUUCAUUCCAAGCACUGGAUUGGACCUUUCUUUUCCAAACUAGAAUAUAAUCUGAUUUGUUGAAAGACCUCUGCUGAAGCAAGACACAAGAACAAUCCUUUCAGGUUACUGAUUCAGACCAAGAGUUCAGUUUUAAAAAAUCGGAGGUAAUGGUGGUACAGUUACUGCAACCAGCUCAUGAGCCAAUUAAAAAAUCAAGGGGUGGGAGAAGAAUUUUAUACAUUUUUUAUUUGCCUGGAUUUUUGCGUUUUCAAGAAUGGGAGUUUGUUGCUUUAAAGCUACAAUCUACUCUAGCAGAUAAGGAGAUCUGGUACAGAAAGGAUCAGUUUAGGAUUUUAGGGUGUGGGGGUGACUGAGCAAGUGACAGUGGCUCAUUAUCAGAGAAUACCUCAGUCCUCUGCCCAGAUGACUCAUGCAAACAAGCUAACAAACCUUAUCCCAUCAUGACAAUAACUUGAGCUUGCAACUGGUGUAGCUAAAGUACAGCUUUCCCAUUCUCAUCACAACCUGUCAAGGAACAGUGCCACGCCCCAAUCUCUUAGCGUGCCUGCUCAAGAACACAGGGACAGUCCUAUCAUUAGGCAGCGGUAGCCCCAUCACAUUUAGAGACACUCUGGACUUGUUUGUGGCCAUCUCUUGUGCUGGCCAAUCGACUCUGGACAGCGUAGCCAAUCACAAUAAUUUCUAUGAUCCCACCCAUUUCUCCAGGGGUUAAAAAGGUUUUUAAAUAUUAAAUUCCCAUAAGAGUGGCAUCUGGUAGACAAGUGGACCCCUUUGAACGUCCAUUUUUAUUUUAUUUCCUACUGUGGCUAGUAGUUUAAUCCAUUGGUCAAUCAGAAUUCCCUCAGGAAAGAACUGAAAGUCCCAUAGGGUUGGGGCAGGAUUAUAAACAAUCUCCCUAACCAAUCAGACACAUGCAAAUCUUCUUGUUCUCUGAGUUUGCUGUACUGUUCCCUCACUUUUGCAAGCAGGAAGUUCCCUAUUUGUGGCCAACCUUUGAAAGCAGCAGUAUAUCUCUGUAAGUUUGUUGGUCUGGGUUUGUUACUGAUAUAUUAAUUUAUUUAAGGACAGGAGUGGUGGAAAUAAUAAUUUGGUAGCAUGGGAGGAGAAGAGGAGGAAAAAUCUCCAGACCGCUCCUGGCUCUGGCUUCUCAGUUUGGGGGAGGGAAAAUUUGGUCUUUGUGUGUGUGCACAGCAAAGAGAGGAAGAGGAGGGGAAAGGUGUGUGUUUGUAUAUGUGUGCAGAGUGCAGAUGAAGGAGGAUUGUGGGGAAGCCAGCCUUAUGAUCUGUGAAUAUUACUACCAUUUCUUUUUUUAAAAAAAAUUAUUUUUAUUUCCAUUUUGCAUUAACAUGUAUUUAGUUACAAAAUAAUACAAAAAAACCUAUUAACUACCUUUCCCUCCCUUUCCCCAACCCAUCACCCCCCUUCCCUCCCUUUCCCCUAAUGACUAUUAACUUUCAAGAUUUUAUUUUGUAGUUUGAGAAACUUUCCAUUAUUAAGCUAUCCACAACGAUCUGAAAGGGUAGGGCACUGGUCCCAAACUAGUGUCCGAUGUAGCAGCCAAGAUAAAAGGCCACCAAUCUGCUUCAAAAGAGUCUUUUCUUUUUCCCCUCCGCCAUUCUUAUUUUCUGUGUUAACUUCUCUAAUAGAGCGAUUUCUCAUAGUUUCUUUUGCCAGGUUUGCAGUGUUAAACCGUCCAGUGAUUUCCAAUAUUUGGCAAUCGUCAAUUUGGCUGCUGCCAGCAUAAAUCCUAUAAGUCUUUCAUAUUGUAGAUUUGUGUUGUCCCAUAAAAAUGUUCAAUAAAGCUAAUUCAGGCCUGAAGUAA
This is a messenger RNA of Rhineura floridana, 3730 nucleotides long. It is a transcript of the gene TMEM205, whose product is annotated as transmembrane protein 205. The coding region runs from base 354 to 920 and encodes 188 amino acids. The record is from RefSeq and is a predicted model, not a curated record. The transcript is spliced from 4 exons. NCBI's taxonomy places the organism in Eukaryota, Metazoa, Chordata, Lepidosauria, Squamata, Rhineuridae.